Hippoglossus stenolepis (Pacific halibut) is the source of this 1933-nucleotide messenger RNA. Its product is annotated as insulin-like growth factor-binding protein 3. NCBI's taxonomy places the organism in Eukaryota, Metazoa, Chordata, Actinopteri, Pleuronectiformes, Pleuronectidae. Gene Ontology annotation, molecular function: insulin-like growth factor I binding; insulin-like growth factor II binding; fibronectin binding. Gene Ontology annotation, biological process: regulation of insulin-like growth factor receptor signaling pathway. The record is from RefSeq and is a predicted model, not a curated record. The transcript is spliced from 4 exons. Gene Ontology annotation, cellular component: extracellular region. The coding region runs from base 204 to 1091 and encodes 295 amino acids.
AUGGUUUAAAAGCCAAAACGGAGUCGAGGCAAUUCAUCAGGAGACCACACGCUAUUCGGGGGUGUGACUACAGUUACCGGGGUCUAUAUAUAUUGGGAUGUUGUAGCUGGUGGCUUUAUGUGAAUGAGAGAGAAGCUGCCCAGAGAAAAGUCCAGCACAGUGCAGCAGACUGAGCAGUGCGCCUCCACACUCUGACUCCACACAUGCUCCAGGACGCCGCCAUGGAUUCCCGUCUCCGCGCACUUUGCAUGACAUUCGUCCUGGCCUCGUUCGGCCGGAGGUCAGGUGCAGUGGGAGCGGUGAUCCGAUGCGAGCCGUGCGACGCCGGAGCGCGGCUCCUGUGCAAACCUCUGCCCAAGGACUGCGCCGAGAGGGUCCGCGAGCCGGGCUGCGGCUGCUGCAUGACCUGCGCGCUCAGCUUCGGUCAGCCGUGCGGAGUGUACAGCGGGAGAUGUGGCUCCGGGCUGACAUGUCAGCAUCAGCCCGGCGAGACGAAGCCUCUGCAGGCUCUGCUGGAGGGACGGGGCAUCUGUGCGAACGCCACCAGCAGGAGACUCACCGUCAGACCGACACCUCCGGUCAAUGAACUGCCAGCAGAGGGUAUUGACGCUCAGGACGAGGAGCGGAACUCCACCGGCCCAGGCCUCCAGAUCUUGUACAGCACCCACAGACCCACGGGACCCCUGAGACCCCCGCUUCUCCCUUUCUUCCCCUCCGCCAAGUCAGAAGUCCUGAGACAGGAGCAGCAGAGGCGAACCCAGAGCUUUAAAAUGGAGGAGCUCCCAGGACCACUCAUCACGGACCAGCAGAACUUCUCUCUAGAGACCAAACAGGAGCCUGAGUAUGGUCCCUGUCGGAGAGAGAUUGAGAGCAUUCUCAGCAGCCUCAAGAUUACAGACAUUCUCAACCCCAGAGGUUUCCGCAUACCAAACUGUGACAAGAAGGGCUUCUAUAAGAAAAAGCAGUGCCGUCCGUCCAAGGGCAGAAAGCGCGGCUUCUGUUGGUGCGUGGACAAAUACGGGCAGCCGCUGCCAGGUUUUGAUGGGAAGGAGCGGGGAGACACCCAGCACUACAACUCCGAGAGCCAAUAGGAGCCGGGGCAGGACAGAGGGCGAGAGGGAGGGAUGGUGGCAGUGAGAGCGAGAAGAAUUGUAAACAAACAGAGACGCUGAGGAUAUUGGGAGAGGGGUCAAGAGAUGGCUCGACCGAUAUGUGGAUGUUUGCUAUUUCUAUCUGUUGCCUGUGGGACCUUUUUUCUGAGGCAGAGCGAGGGAAACAGAGGAAGAGGAGGAAGAAAAAGCCUGUACGUCUGCAACAGAUGGAUUCUUUUAUAAGCGGUUUGUCUCAGACCCAACGUGGACGUCUUCUGAGAGCAGGAAGCGCUCAAAGAAUUGAUCUCAGAGGCCUUUUUCUGAUCCUAAGACACAGAGAUGUUCUAACUUGUCACAGACAUUGAUGAGGGUGCUCUCUAUUUACGCACAAUUACGUGGCAUUGCACAUGUGUACAUGCCUGUGACGUGUAAUCAUAAUUUGCGUGCUUGUGAUUUGUUUGUCAAGACAUUUGUGUGUGGUCACGGCAACCAGAAAAUGUAAAAAUGCAGUGCCUUACUAUGAAUUCCACUUUGCUUCCUGCUCCUCGGGGAGUCGGAUUGGACAACAGCUCAAACACGACAGUGCAUAUAAAGUUUUUUUUUAUUUUUUAUGCUGGAUCUCAAGCCAGAGGAAGCAAGAAGGUUGUUGUUGUUUCUGUUGUCACUUUGCAUAAGCUGAUUUGUUUUUUUGGGGAUAAAGGUCAUGAACCGUUAUCUCUGUUCUCUGUGUAGCCGGUGAUGAUUCCGAUCACUUCCCUUGGUAUAUAUAUAUAUAUGUUGUUUGCAUGUUCAAUGCAACCCUCAAAGCUCUAUUUUUACUUAAUAAAGGCAGAAUAAAAUGA